Messenger RNA from Toxotes jaculatrix (banded archerfish), 3802 nucleotides. It is a transcript of the gene txnrd2.2, whose product is annotated as thioredoxin reductase 2, tandem duplicate 2. The transcript has 17 exons. Lineage: Eukaryota; Metazoa; Chordata; Actinopteri; Toxotidae. Gene Ontology annotation, molecular function: thioredoxin-disulfide reductase (NADPH) activity; glutathione-disulfide reductase (NADPH) activity; flavin adenine dinucleotide binding. The coding region runs from base 1 to 1539 and encodes 512 amino acids. Gene Ontology annotation, cellular component: cytosol; mitochondrion. Gene Ontology annotation, biological process: glutathione metabolic process; cellular response to oxidative stress; cell redox homeostasis. The record is from RefSeq and is a predicted model, not a curated record.
AUGGCUGCCUUGUGGAGAGACAGACACCGGUGGAAAAGGACUAAUUGCUUGUAUGUUUUGACAAGAAACCUGACAGGGAAAUAUGACUAUGACCUGGUGGUGAUUGGUGGUGGCUCAGGGGGACUUGCCUGCUCCAAAGAAGCGGCACAGCUGGGACAGAAAGUUGCUGUUUUAGAUUAUGUGGAGCCAUCUGCAAAAGGUACCAAGUGGGGCCUGGGUGGCACAUGUGUUAAUGUUGGCUGCAUUCCUAAGAAGCUCAUGCAUCAGGCUGCUUUACUUGGCACCGCAGUCAAGGAUGCUAGGAAGUACGGCUGGCAGAUCUCAGGGCCGGUUUCCCAUGACUGGUCCACCAUGGCAGAGGCCGUUCAGAACCACGUCAGGUCUCUGAACUGGGGUCACAGAGUUCAGCUCCAGGACAAGAAGGUGAAGUAUGUGAACAUCAAAGGAAGCCUGAUGGAUGAACACACUGUUAAAGGACUAACCAAAGCAGGAAAAGAGAUGAUCCUCACUGCCAAGAACAUCGUAAUCGCCACAGGUGGACGGCCUAAAUACCCCACAAGUAUCCCGGGAGCGAUGGAGCACGGCCUCACCAGUGACGACAUAUUCUGGCUGAAAAAAUCGCCUGGAAAAACACUGGUGGUUGGAGCCAGCUAUGUGGCUCUGGAGUGUGCAGGGUUCCUCACAGGCAUCGGUUUGGACACCACAGUGAUGGUUCGCAGCAUCGCCCUCCGGGGGUUUGAUCAGCAAAUAGCAGGUCUAGUGACGGACUACAUGGAAAAUUAUGGGACCAAGUUUGCAUGGAAGUGUGUCCCGAAGAGGGUGGACAAACUCUCCUCAGGAGCCUUACAGGUGACCUGGACCGACACCCAGACAGGCAGCGAGCACAAGGACACCUACGACUCUGUGUUAUGGGCAGUUGGUAGAGCCCCUGAAACCAAAGCCCUGGGCCUCAACAAGCUGGGCGUGCAACUCAACAAGGAGACGGGCAAAAUAGUUUUGGGUGCUGACGAAUCCACGUCGGUGCCAAACAUCUAUGCUUUCGGUGACAUUGGUGAGGGUCGUCCUGAGUUGACCCCAACGGCCAUUAAAGCAGGAAAGCUUCUUGCCCGCAGACUGGCUGGUCAGAGCACUGAGCUCAUGAACUACGACAAUGUGCCUACCACAGUAUUCACCCCUCUCGAGUAUGGCUGUGUAGGUCUGUCUGAGGAGGAGGCUGAGAAGAGGCAUGGAAAAGACGGCAUAGAGGUCUACCACGCUUUCUACAAGCCUCUGGAAUUCACUGUUGCCGAGCGUGACGCCAGCCAGUGUUACAUUAAGGUAGUGUGUGAGCGGGACGGAGAUCAGAAGAUCCUGGGUCUGCACUUCACUGGUCCAAAUGCUGGAGAAGUCACACAGGGCUUUGCUAUGGGUUUCCAGUGCGGAGCAACAUAUUCCCACCUGUUGAAUACAGUAGGCAUCCACCCAACCUGUGCUGAGGAGGUGGUCAAGGUCAACAUCACAAAGCGCUCUGGCUUGGACGCCACGGUCACCGGCUGCUGAGGUUAAGCGCCUCGGUCUCUGACUAUUAGUGAGCACACAAGGUCCCUGAAAGACAGCAGAAAGAAGUUAGCCUGCUCUUUCUCCUUGUCCCUCUCCCUCUCUAAUAUGGCCCCAAAAUGGCCCCCAGUUUCAUAGUGCUUUCUGAGGUUUUUGAACCACAUCCUGUGUAGCAGGGUCUCGUCUCAGGUUAAUCAUGAAAGUAAUCACUGGCUGCCCAGGGUUAGUUUCACUGACAUGUCAUGUGAUGACCAAGACUAUGGUUAUCCCAUAUACAUGCAUGUUGUGUGUAUACUUUAAAAGCACAUGGCUACAGAUCAGGUCAGUGAGAGCCCCGGCCGCAGUUAGCUUCUUUUAAAUAAACAGGCUCAUCAAUCAGGAUUAAGGCCUGCGCUCAGGGUUUUGUUGAAACCGUACGAGAAACGUGGACAGAGCCCUAACAUUUUUCUGAAUAUAUAUUCUGCAAAUAUUGUUGUUUCUCUGGCUGUACUUCCUGUCCAUUAGUCUUGGAAGUGACACAUACCAUACACCCCCACACCCCCCACCCCCCCAUGACACUGAUGGAUGGCCCCAGAGCCGUCGCCACAGCGACACCGCCCCAUUUCCCAUGGACACACACAAACAGUCGGCAGGCUGCCUGUCAGUCAGACAGCCAGCUAAGACCUGAACUGUGGAGCCACGGCUUGUUUAGUGCCCAGCAGAGUCCGGCAGACCCCAGACCCCUUUCUCUUCCUCCCAUGCCCUUCUCCUUCCCAAUUCAUGAUGGAAUGUAGUUGGACCACAAACAUGUGCUGUCAAAAGCUGUGUGGAUGCCACAGCCCAGGCACAGAGAAACCCUAUCUCUUGGUAAAAGUACUAUGAGAGCUCUGUUACAGCUGUACUACUCAGCCUCACCCAAAGGUGGCACUGUUGCCUUCCAAUUCUCUUCUUUUUUGCUGAGCCAAGAGUGGAAGGCAGGACAAAGUAGUCACUGGAUAAAACAUAAGCCUGAAUACAUUCAGGUUGCACACUUAAUCCUUUUAAUCCCUAUAAAAGAUAUGUGUUUUUGGAUGAAGCUGGAAAGCAGACUGGCUUUAUUGGGGCCAAACUGAUAAGGGUUAUCUGUUGUGUAUUUACAUGGAUGGCAGGUUAGGCCUCAAGAGUCAUCACUAUCAAAGAUAAGGCAAGAUGUUUAUAUGAGUGAAGCAGUAAUAGAGCCCCACAGUUUGCCACAGUGCUCAAAUGUUCAACCAGCUGCCCCUACUGCACAUCUUGGGUUUAUUAAGUAGAGGAGGAGGAGGACUGUCAAUAAAGAUGGUUGCUACAGAAAUCGGGGUAACUAAGAGGAGGUUGGUGGUUGUAGUUUAUUUUUAUUUGAAGUCUAAUCUGCCCAGUCUGAUUAAUGAUUUCGAUGAAGGGAGUGACAGCGUGCCAGGAGAUGGAGAGAGGAAAAAGAGAGAGAGCUACCAGGUUUAUUUGGACCUGGGCUGGAGGAGAGAGCUGCGUUUCAGCCCUGGUUAGGGAGGGAAGGGGGAUUCCUGUGUGCUCUAUUCAGGGCCGAGGUGCUGACUGAAGGACCCUGACCUCCUCUCAGCAGGAACAGCUUGACUCUAUCACUCGGAGCACAGAGGGCUCACAUGCUGCACAGCAGGGACCCGGGGGGCUCGGGUUGAGGGGGGCAUAGGAUGGCCAGGGGACGGACAGAACCAACCAACCAGCCAACCAACACAACACCAAGCGGUAGCGGCGUGUUUGCCCAGGGUAAUUGAGUCUAUGUUCCUGAGCUUAACGAGCCACUUCAGAGACCCCAGGGUGGGCCCAAGGCAACGUGAGGGAAGUCAUUGAGGCCGUCAGUGGAACUGUAAUGUCUGUUUGCUUUUUACCCUCCACUUCCCUUCUGCUUUGUCUCAUCUACUCUGUUAUUUUGUACACAGUACGGCUGCUCACACGCACAAAGUGAAAUAGUAUUUAAUUUUUUUAUGACAUAUCUGUCUAAUCUGAAAUAUUUCUUUUAAUUGUUGUUGAUCAGUUACUCCAGGCCCAAGACUUAUCCACCACGGAGCCUCACCUGUGUCCCAGUGGGGGUCAGGGUUCAGCUUUCAGGUCAGCCAGCUAAUGAUGACCUGCACUAAAACCCAAAACUGGGGAGUGCAGGCCUGAUGUCACCUGGCUGCCAACUUUAGUGGUUGUAAAUAGAGAAGUGUAAUUUUCCAUUAAAGCUUUGUAAUAAAUAAUUUAUAUGUAAAGUAAUAACAUGUUGGAAUACACUGUCACCAUUAAAGAAAUG